Messenger RNA from Cydia amplana, 1903 nucleotides. Its product is annotated as rac GTPase-activating protein 1-like. The transcript has 14 exons. Gene Ontology annotation, biological process: Rho protein signal transduction; mitotic cytokinesis; mitotic spindle midzone assembly. Bases 65 to 1891 code for a protein of 608 amino acids. Gene Ontology annotation, molecular function: GTPase activator activity. Gene Ontology annotation, cellular component: centralspindlin complex; spindle midzone; cleavage furrow. Lineage: Eukaryota; Metazoa; Arthropoda; Insecta; Lepidoptera; Tortricidae. The record is from RefSeq and is a predicted model, not a curated record.
UUUCUCUUGAAAAUUUCGUAAUCUGUGUUGCUUAAUGUUCAGUGUAUUGUUAUUCUAAAUCAAAAUGAGUUCAGGAAAUUCGGAUGUUGAGCAAAGGCUGGCUCUCUCGUUGGUCGCUCAAUUUGAUGAUUUAAAUCGGCUGAAUAACGUCCUCAACGACGGACAUUCCGAACAAUGUUUCCUAGCAUUUGUGAAGCAGAUGGAGUGGGUGCGCAGCCAAUGGGCCUCGGCGGAGGCGGAGGCUGCUCGGCUGCAGACAGAAUUGAUGGAGGCCCACCAGACUCUGUCCAAGUGGGAGGCCAAGUUUGCACAUGUUCGGAAACUUCUGGAUGGGGAAAAGAGGGAGAGGAACAUUGUUAUGAAGAAGUACAGCGAACUGAGCAAGCUACUAGACAUGGCUCGGGACCUGCUCUUCAAUGAUAACCGAGCAAAGCUGAACGAUGAGACACUGCAAAAGCUAGCUUUCCUCAACGGCACCGCUCAUCAGGAGCAUAAUGCCAGGCUCACUGGUGUCCCUGAGCUAAACUCUACUGGUACGCUCCUCUCAGAAAUGUCCUACUCUCGCUCUGAAGAAGACCUGGAUCUGUCGAUAGCGUCGACCCGCCGCUCGUGGGUGCAGCGGGGAGGCUGGGCGGCCCGAGACGCGUCCGCCGGCAAGAAACGACGCUCUUCUACCAGUUCUGCUACCAAGACGGUGGAGCUGCAGGGCGGCAAGGUGCUGGCCACCGCGACCACCACGCUCACGUUAGAGCGCGCCGCCACCAACCACGACAUGAAGCCGCCCAAGAACUUCCAACCUAUAUCGGAGAGCAGCGACGAGGCGCCCCCGCCGUCGGCCAGCAAGACCUCGGCCCGUUUGUCCGCUAAACGACUCAAGGAGGAGCAUGUGACACCCUCCGCGCCUCCUAGAACUACUGACACGGACACGGCAUCGGACACGCCCAUGCGCACGGUGCAGCGCACGCCGUCGUGCGUGUCGGCCGCGUACGGCGGGUCGCCGCGCGCGCGGCCCCGCCACCACAACUUCGUGGCCAAGAACUUCUACAAGCGCGAGACCUGCGGGCCCUGCGGCAAGACCAUAAAGUUCGCGAAAGUUGGCAUCAAGUGCGAGACGUGCCGCGCCCAGGCGCACCCCGAGUGCCGCGCGCUGCUGCCGCUGCCCUGCGUGCCGCCCGGCGCGGGUUCUAGACGGAACAACGCCUUGGAGGGCUGUAUAUCAGAUUUCGCACCGAGCACCCCGCCCAUGGUGCCCGCGCUGCUGGUGCAUUGCAUCAACGAGGUGGAGAAGCGAGGGUUGUCAGAGCGAGGACUCUACAGGAUCAGCGCCGUUGAAAAGGACGUCAAGCGGUUGAAGGAGCGUUUCCUCCGCGGCUGCGGUUCGCCGCAACUAUCCAACGAAGACAUUCACGUUCUAUGCGGCUGCAUUAAGGACUUCCUUCGCUCGCUUCGGGAACCUCUCGUGUCCAACGCGCUGUGGGCUGACUUUAUGGAAGCAGCGAAGCUAGGCGAGCCGACGGAUGCGGCUGCGGCCGUGGUGCAGGCUGUGAGUCAGCUGCCGCCGCCCAACCGCGACACGCUCGCCUUCCUAGUACUGCACCUGCACAAGGUGGCAGAGAGUCCGGAGUGCGAGAUGGGCAUAGACAACCUGGCCAAGAUCUUCGGACCCACCGUGGUCGGAUACGGCAUGACGCAGGCCGCCGACAUGUAUACUGCCACAGCCCAGAUAGUUAAUGUGAUGCAGCUGCUCCUGCGGCUGCCGGCGGACUACUGGGCGCAGUGGGCCUUCCCGCACGACGCGGGCUCGCCGCUGGCCGCGCCCCGCCCGCGGGGCUUCUUCUUCUCGCCCGUCGACACCGGAGUUCAAAGAAAGAAGAGAAACUAUUUUCAGUGAUUAAAGAAAAAA